AUGGCUAAUGAUAGUUUAGAUGACCUCAUUUUCAUUGAUGCACCAGUGUUUGUAACUAUUGCACUUGUCUUGGACAUAAUGGCUAACCGGGGACCACGACGGGCACUACCUCGUGAGCCUCAUUCGACUAGGAAUAUUCAUCGGAGUGCACACAUGACUCGUAUAUUAGAUGGCGGAGUUCAUCACUGCGUAGAGUACUUACGCAUGAACAAAGACACUUUUUUUAGACUAUGCACCUUAUUAAGAGAACGUGGUCAUUUGAGUGACACCAUCCAUGUUGCGGUAGAGGAGCAAGUGGCAUUAUUUCUCCACAUAGUUGGUCAUCAUGCAAAAAAUCGGUCAAUGAAAAUUGAUUUUAUUAGAUCUGGUGCAACAGUGAGCCGAUAUUUCAAUGAUGUCCUACAAGCCAUUUGUGGUAUUAGACAUUUGUUUGUUAAACAACCAGGCACAUCUAUUCAUCCAGAUAUAGAAUGCAACCCAAAUUACUAUCCCUUUUUCAAGGAUUGUGUUGGAUUCAUUGAUGGAACCCAUAUUGAUGCAAGGGUUAGUGCAAAUUUAGCUGGUAAAUUUUGA
Molecule: messenger RNA, 573 nt
Organism: Dioscorea cayenensis subsp. rotundata (Guinea yam)
Lineage: Eukaryota; Viridiplantae; Streptophyta; Magnoliopsida; Dioscoreales; Dioscoreaceae
Exons: 2
Coding region: 1-573 (190 amino acids)
Source: RefSeq, a predicted model, not a curated record